Pseudo-nitzschia multistriata is the source of this 1691-nucleotide messenger RNA. The record is from the annotation of a GenBank genome assembly. NCBI's taxonomy places the organism in Eukaryota, Bacillariophyta, Bacillariophyceae, Bacillariales, Bacillariaceae.
CAUCACCAAUCACCGAAAUAGACAACUGCCGAACGGUAACGCAGCCCCAUAGAAAGCAAGACAAAAUCUUCAUCAAACCUCUGAAAGWACUUCACAACGCAUUGCAAUACCUAUCAAGACAGACAUUAAAGUAACAAUGAAUCUCUCGUCCGCUGUAGCAGGUCUUUCGGCAACUCUCGCCCUCGGUGCCCACAGCUUUACGCCUACGUCAUCAAUACGUCCGGCGGCUGCAUCAUGGAGAAACACGAACACAGCACUAGGUGCGCUUGACGAGGGCAUGAUGGGAAGAUUAGAAAACAUUAAAAGGUCAUACAAUGCCUUGACCGAACGUCUGGGAGAUCCUGAUGUACUGGGAGAUUCCAAACUCCUGCAGAAGGUUAUGAGCGAUCGAGCGAGCAGCGAAGAAGUCGUUCUGGCGUACGACGAGUACACUGGACUACUAGAGGAGUUAGAGGGUGCGAAAGAACUGUUUCAGGAUGCCGGAGACGACCCCGAGAUGAAAGAAAUGGCUCGAGCCGAAAUGAAAGAAAUCGAGCCAAAACUGGAACCUAUCGAGGACAAAAUCAAAAUUUUGCUGUUGCCGAAGGAUCCGAAUGACGAUCGCAACGUAAUGCUAGAAAUUCGUGCCGGUACGGGGGGAUCCGAAGCCAGCAUUUUUGUAGGAGAUCUUCUGGAUGUUUACCGAAAAUACAUUUCAUCCCAAGGAUGGAGCGCCAAUAUUAUUGACGAGUCUACCGGAGAUGACGGAGGUUACAAGAAUAUCGUCAUGGAAGUGAAGGGAGACAAGGUAUACUCUAAAUUGAAAUGGGAAGCCGGAGUCCAUCGCGUCCAGAGAGUUCCUGCCACAGAGUCUGCUGGACGAGUUCACACGUCUACUGCUACAGUUGCAAUCAUGCCCGAGUGUGAUGAAGUAGACAUCAACAUUGACAAAAAAGACAUUGAAAUGUGAGUGCUUUCGUACGGCUUGACCCUUUCGUUCACAUCGUGCUGCCGUUUAUGCUUGUCAAGACGUGCCGAUAUCAUAAUUACUUGUUAAUGCCUUGCACUUUUCCCUCAUCUUGCAUUUCUGAAAUUCUUAGUUCAACCAUGCGAUCAGGAGGUGCUGGUGGCCAGGUAUGUUCACGAACAGGUAGUACCGUUCAGCAAUUCAGUAAUACGAGAUCCUUCCACUUUUCUUAUUAUUUUUUCGUUAUGUCCUAUGUUUUUGUUGUUUUCAAUGUUGCACGAAUCUCCAUGUCUUUUAGAAUGUCAACAAAGUUGAAACAGCCGUAGAUCUUCUUCACAAACCUACUGGUAUCCGAAUCAAAUGCACCCAAGAGCGAUCUCAGCUGAAAAACAAGGAGUUGGCAAUGAAGAUGCUCAUGUCGAAGCUCUACGAUCUAGAAAACGAAAAGCGAGACAUGGAGGAACGGGCACGUCGAGGAUCCCAGGUUGGUACGGGUGGGAGAAGUGAAAAAAUCCGAACAUACAACUGGAAAGACUCUCGUUGUUCGGAUCACCGCAUUCAGCAAAAUUAUCCUCUGAACCAGUUUUUGGGCGGGGAUAUAGAUCCAAUCAUUGGUGCGAUGAUCAUGAAAGAUCAAGAAGAAAAACUCAAAGAACUUGCCGAACAAAACGCAGUUUAGUUUUGCUAGUUAUUGAUAUAACUAGAUUUCUUAGUUGAAUGAAAAGAAUAUAUCAAUUGGAAUGUA